AUGCCGCAGAUUGAGAAAGAGGAUGAAAAGCCUACCGCUGGCAUGCUGAACACCUUCUCCAAAGCACCUGAGAAGGGUGUAGGCAUGAAGGCUCGCCGACUUAGCCUCAAUCUGCCAAGCGACUACAUCAUAGAUCAGUGCGAGCUAGAAAAGGAAUUCAAAAGCUCAAGUCUCAUGCCUGGCAAGCGAGGGAAGGUGCUUGGCAAAGGUGCUACAGCUGAAGUUCGGAUCAUGGCUCGUCGGGGUGUGUCCAAGGAUGAGCAACUGGUCGCCGUCAAGAUUUUCCGAGAGCGAAAUCCAGAAGAGACCGAGGAAGACUACAUCAUGAAGAUCAAAUCUGAGUAUAGCAUCGCUCAGAGUCUGCAUCACCCCAACAUCGUCGAGACACUCCGUUUGUGUACAAAUCGUGGCCGCUGGAAUCACGUCAUGGAGUACUGUACCCAUGGUGAAAUCUAUUCCCUAGUCGAACGGAAGUUGUUUGCUAGUGGUGUCGAGGGGUUCUAUAGUCGCGAGGACCGCUUAUGCUUCUUCAAGCAACUACUUCGAGGCGUCGACUACUUACACAGUCAUGGCAUCGCUCACCGUGAUAUCAAGCUGGAGAACCUUCUCGUGGACAAGGAUGGACACCUCAAGAUCUCCGACUUCGGUGUUGCAGAAGUCUUUAGUGGUGAGCACCCAGGCCUUCGCGCAUCCGGAGGGCAAUGCGGCAAGAAUAUGGGAGCAGUUCGUUUGUCGUCUCCUGGAAUCUGCGGCAGUCUCCCGUACAUCGCUCCCGAAGUGCUUGCGAAACGGAGCCCGUAUGAUCCUCGCCCGCUCGAUGUGUGGUCUUGUGCCAUCGUCUACAUCACGAUGGCCUUCGGUGGAUGUCCAUGGCAGGCUGCGAAGUCUGAGUUCGAGUACUACGCCAAGUUCAAGAGGGGUUGGCAAGAUUGGUUGAGAGAUCAUCCUGACGGCGAGCUGUUUGAUGGCCCUAAUGGCUAUCCAAAAUGCGGCAAGCUCUUCAACAUGAUCGAAGGCCCGGCUAUCAGACAUCUCAUCCUUAGGAUGUUGCACCCAAUACCUGAGAAGCGCAUCACCAUCCGCGAGGUGCUGAACACCAGUCUCAUUCGGAACGUUGACUGUUGCUGUCCCGAGAAUUACGAAGAUCCAAAUUGCUGUUCUGACGGCGCGACGCUCAGCUCAGCACAUGGAAGGUUUUCGCCGAAGAAGCCUGUUCACCACCACAUACCACCAAAACCUGAGCACAAAUCUCGCGUCCAUAUCUUUGAGGUUGGAGAGGCGUGA
Macroventuria anomochaeta is the source of this 1284-nucleotide messenger RNA. Its product is annotated as Pkinase-domain-containing protein. The record is from RefSeq and is a predicted model, not a curated record. The transcript has a single exon. Gene Ontology annotation, molecular function: ATP binding; protein serine/threonine kinase activity. Lineage: Eukaryota; Fungi; Ascomycota; Dothideomycetes; Pleosporales; Didymellaceae. Bases 1 to 1284 code for a protein of 427 amino acids. Gene Ontology annotation, biological process: protein phosphorylation; intracellular monoatomic cation homeostasis; intracellular signal transduction.